AUGGAAAUGAAUUGCUUUGUAGUGCUUUCUUCCCUCCUUCUACCCAUCUCCCUUCUGAAUACUCCAUUAUUCUCCCAUGGAGUAGAAACAAUUUCUGGAAACAAAUAUAUAACUCAGACUACAACUAUAUCCUCUCCCAAUGGAAGAUUUGAGUUGGGUUUCUUCACACCAGGUCAAUCUUCCAACUAUUACAUUGGUAUUUGGUACAAAAACAUCUCCCCUCAAACAGUAGUUUGGGUAGCAAAUAGAGUCACCCCAAUCCCCUCCUCCGCAAUCAAAUCCUCAAAACUGAGAAUCCUAGACGGCGACCUGGUCCUGGUAGACGGGGCACAAAACUUGAUGUGGUCAACCAAUCUCAGCGUCACCACGGUGAAGCAAAACUCUGUGCUAGCAACUCUUCGGGACAACGGAAACUUGGUUUUGAGCGAGGAUGACAUCAAUUCAACAACCCCACUUUGGGAAAGCUUUGACCACCCGACAGACACAAAUCUUCCCGGUUCCAAGUUCGGGUAUAACAAGCGCACAAAAACAACAUAUGGGUUCACGUCGUGGAAAAGUUGGGACGAUCCGGCACCCGGGCUAUAUAGUCUCGACAAUAAUGGCGACAUGGGAUUUUUAUUGUGGAACCGCACAGAGGAAUACGGGAGAAGUGGACACAAAUUCGGAAUAGACUCUAAUCCUUCUUUGAACCCCAAUCCUCUGUUCAACUUCACCUUAGUGGACAACGAAAACGAGACUUACUUUACUUAUAAUAUGCUAAACCCGUCCAUGUUAGGCAGACACGUAAUCCAGGUAGAUGGGAGGGAGAAGCAGCUAACGUGGUCUGAGUCUACCCAGGAGUGGUUGCUGACCUAUGUUCAACCGCCGCAACCAUGCGAUAUUUAUGCAUAUUGCGGCCCAUUUGGCUUCUGCAACGACAACUCUACCAACGUUUGUGUUUGCUUGCAAGGUUUCAAGUACAAGUCGGAAAGAGAGUGGGGAUUGAAUGAAUUCUCUGGUGGCUGUGUAAGGAACACCAGUUUGAAGUGUGGAAGUAAUUACCAAGAAGAGGAUAUGGACAGGUUCAUAAUAUAUCCAAACGUGAGAUUGCCAAGACAUCCUAAAAACAUCACAGCUGAGUCUCAGGCAGACUGUGAGUCCACUUGUGUCAAAAAUUGCUCUUGUACCGCCUAUGCUUAUAGCAAUAGCAGUGGUUAUUGUUGGAUUUGGGUGGGACAACUUUUGAACCUGAAACAGUUGGGGGAAGAUGAUAUCAACGGAAGCACAAUUUACAUCAGACUUUCUGCUCCUGAAUUUUCAAAUAUCAAAGAUACAAACUCAAAGCAAUUGCUAGGGAAGCUCAAAGCGAUCAUAGCAAGUGUAGCAGUUGCUGCAGUAGCUCUAGUUGCAAGCACUAUUUUCUGGGUCUGUUACAAAAGGAGAAGAGCCGCAUUGAAAAUAACAGAACUUGCAGUGGACGACGCACUGGAUUUAACAAUAGAUAAAGAUACAGAUGAGAACGGCAUUGGCGUACCGCUCAUCACUUUCCAAAGCAUAUUGGAAGCUACAAACAACUUUUCCGAUGCAAAUAAGCUAGGAGAAGGAGGCUUUGGUCCAGUUUAUAAGGGUAUGCUUCUCGAUGGGGAAGAAAUUGCAAUAAAAAGAUUAUCAAGUCAAUCAAGACAAGGAAUCAACGAAUUUAAGAAUGAAGUUGUACUAAUUGCAAAGCUUCAACAUAGAAAUCUCGUUAGACUUGUAGGGUACUGCUCACAAGUGGGAGAAAAGAUCUUGCUAUAUGAAUAUAUGCCAAACAAGAGUUUAGACACCUUCAUAUUUGAUCAAACACGUCGACUAUUGUUGGAUUGGAGCAAAAGGUUUGACAUUAUAUUGGGAAUCGUUCGAGGGCUUGUAUAUCUUCAUCAUGAUUCAAGAUUGAGAAUUAUUCAUAGAGACAUGAAAACAAGUAACAUUUUAUUAGAUGAAGAAAUGACACCCAAGAUUUCAGAUUUUGGAUUAGCUAGACUGGUUGCGGGAAAUACAUUUGAAGCAAAUACCAAAAAAGUUGCAGGCACCUACGGAUAUAUGUCUCCUGAAUAUGCACUAAGUGGACUCUUCUCAACUAAGUCUGAUGUGUUUAGCUUUGGAGUGAUCAUACUCGAAAUAAUCUGUGGAAAGAAAAACACAACAUUUUAUCAACAUGAGGAAGUCUCAAACCUUUUAGGCUAUGCAUGGAAAUUAUGGAAUGAAGGGAAUGCAAUGGAUUUAUUAGAUGACUCAGUACUAGUAGAAUGCUGUAAGGAAUGCGAAGUGUUGAAGUGCAUAAAUGUUGGGUUGUUAUGUGUUGAAGAAGAUCCAAAUCGUCGUCCUAGCAUGCCUAAUGUAUUUCUAAUGUUGACAGAUGAAAGUAUGAAUUUACCACAACCAAAUCAACCUGCUUUUGUUACAAGAAAUCGAAUUUGCAAUGACUCUUCUACUGUAGAAUAUGAUAAACCAUGUUCCAAUCAAUUAACUUUUUCAGCACAAGAAGGUCGGUAGGGAUUUAUAAAAAUAAUAUAAUAAGUUGUUUGUUCUA
Ipomoea triloba (trilobed morning glory) is the source of this 2551-nucleotide messenger RNA. Its product is annotated as G-type lectin S-receptor-like serine/threonine-protein kinase At4g27290. Lineage: Eukaryota; Viridiplantae; Streptophyta; Magnoliopsida; Solanales; Convolvulaceae. The record is from RefSeq and is a predicted model, not a curated record. Gene Ontology annotation, biological process: recognition of pollen; protein phosphorylation. The coding region runs from base 1 to 2514 and encodes 837 amino acids. Gene Ontology annotation, molecular function: protein serine/threonine kinase activity; ATP binding. The transcript is spliced from 7 exons.